AUCCGACUUUUGCAGUUACGACACCCGUUGCGGUGUCGUACCUAUUCAAUGCACACUACAUACGACACCGGCGUGGUUGCGGAGUCGGAUCAAUUCACUAGUUCACACUGCCAGUGUGUGUGUGUGCGCGAUCGGCGCUCGAUAUUAUUAUAUAAUAUAAUAUAUAAUUAUAUAUAGUUAUAUUAUAAUGGACGACCAUCGCAAAAAAAUUGUUUUUGCUUACCUUGUUUACAAGAAGUAUAUUUGUAAACAAAACAGGCGUUAUUGGGUACACCCCUACACGGACUUGAGACUUCUCAGGGGUAGAUUUCAUACUUCUUUCGGAGCUUUAAGAGAAAACCCUGAUAAGUUCUAUAACUACUACAGAAUGUCUGUGAAAUCAUUUGACGAGCUUGCAGCGAAAAUAACACCAAAAAUCAGAUCUCAAGACACAUGGAUGAGACUUUCCAUUCCACCAUUGGAAAUGCUAGCUGUAACUUUGAGAUACUUGGGUAGUGGAUGCGAUCAGAUUGAUCUACAUUUGACAUACAGAUUAGGGCAUACAACAAUCGGAAAAAUUUUAAGAAAAGUUUGCAUGGCUAUUUGGGAAUGUUUACUACCAGAAUCCUUUCCCGAGUUUACGGAAGAACGGUGGAAAACGGUUGCUGAUGGUUUUCAACAAUACUGCCAGUUUCCAAAUUGCUUGGGAGCUAUUGACGGGAAGCAUGUCAGACUUAGAAAACCAAAAAUGAGCGGGUCUCUCUUUUAUAAUUAUAAGCAUUUUUUUUCCAUUGUUUUAUUGGCAAUUGCAGAUUCAAAUUACAACUUCAUAUACAUCGAUGUUGGAGAUUUUGGAAAGGAAUCUGACAGCACUAUAUUUCAACGGUCUUCUUUCAACAGAAAGCUCGAAGAAAAUACAUUGAAUAUUCCAAGACCACAACCUCUACCAGGUACUGCAACAAGGAUGCCAUAUACUUUUAUUGGCGAUGAGGCUUUUUCCCUCUCACCAAAUAGUAUGAGGCCAUUCAGCGGCAAAGUUUUGUCAGAAAAAAAAAGGAUAUUCAAUUAUAGAUUGUCACGUGCCCGAAGAAAUGUCGAAAGUACUUUUGGAAUACUAUCUAAUAAAUAGAAAAUUUUCCAGAAACCUAUAAAUGUUAAUUUAGAUUUGGCCAUUCUUCUUAUCAAAACUUGCUGUUCCCUUCAUAAUUUUGUAAGAGUUAGAGAUGGAAUCAAUAUUCAUGAAGCAUUGAGUGUGGAAGGUAUCAUUGAUAUCGUCCAACGUAACCAUACACAAAGAGGACCGAAUCAAGCAAUUCAAGCUAGAAAUGAGCUAGCAGAUUAUUUUGUAUCUGAGGUUGGCAGUGUUCCUUGGAAAAACAAAUAUAUUC
Harmonia axyridis is the source of this 1367-nucleotide messenger RNA. Its product is annotated as protein ANTAGONIST OF LIKE HETEROCHROMATIN PROTEIN 1-like. The coding region runs from base 188 to 1108 and encodes 306 amino acids. The record is from RefSeq and is a predicted model, not a curated record. The transcript is spliced from 2 exons. NCBI's taxonomy places the organism in Eukaryota, Metazoa, Arthropoda, Insecta, Coleoptera, Coccinellidae.